This is a messenger RNA of Hippocampus comes (tiger tail seahorse), 3413 nucleotides long. It is a transcript of the gene lmod3, whose product is annotated as leiomodin 3 (fetal). NCBI's taxonomy places the organism in Eukaryota, Metazoa, Chordata, Actinopteri, Syngnathiformes, Syngnathidae. The record is from RefSeq and is a predicted model, not a curated record. Gene Ontology annotation, cellular component: cytoskeleton; striated muscle thin filament; myofibril. The coding region runs from base 138 to 2045 and encodes 635 amino acids. Gene Ontology annotation, molecular function: tropomyosin binding. The transcript has 3 exons. Gene Ontology annotation, biological process: pointed-end actin filament capping; muscle contraction; myofibril assembly.
CCCCACAUGAGGCAGAAGCGGAGCAACUCCAGCUCAAGUCAGUCAGAGGCUUGCCAGUUUGCUGUGCCCUGCGUCAGUAUCCUGACAGAACAUUUAGCAUCCUUUUGACAGAAUUUGAACUGAGAACGCAACCAGAGAUGUCCAACAGAGAUACUGAGGAUGUCAAUGAAGAGGACAUUGAUGAGGAUGAAAUCCUUGCUAUGCUCUCGCCCGAGGAGCUUAAGGAGCUCCAGAGUGAAAUGGAUAUUAUGAUUGCUCCAGAUGAUAGCGUUCCAGUUGGACAGAGGCAGAAGGACCAGACAGAGAAGCCGCCGACUGGAACCUUUGACCACAGAUCCUUGGUCGGCUACCUCUACUGGGAAAAGGAAUCCAAACGUAUGCUUGAGGAAGAAAGAGUGCCGGCUACUCUGCUACCCAGUGAGAAAACAGUGAGGCAGGAGGCCGAAGAGAAAGAAGACGUCAACACUGUGGAAGAUGGGCACGAUGAAGCCCCUGAAGUGAAUGAGGAAGUCAUUGAGGAAAAAGCUAAAGACGGUUCGAGAGAAAGGCAAAUAUUUGAUGAAGCAAUCGAGGGAACCGUGAAGAAGGAAAUCGUCAACAGCGUAAAAGAGGGCAAUGGCCCAGACAAAGAGGUCCAUGAGAAAGACAAAAAGAUGAAUCCAAAUAAACACGAAAAUACGAAGACACUAUCUGACAGCACAGAGGAGGAAGCAGCAGGCCGGAGAGACGGAACGGCAGAAGUUAAAGAGGACAGUAAAACGACGGAGUCUUUGCCUCCUCAAGACUUACUCGCAGAUGCAAAGUCGACGGAGCCCGACGACAAACCCCAGCAGAAAGAGGGGACAAAAAUCAACAAAUUAAAAAUCCCCAAGCUGGCACUGAACAACAUCAAAAUGACAUCUCGACCAUCAGGAAAUGAGACAAACUUGGAGUCGACACUUGAUAAGAUCCGGAACAACAACUCUUCUGUCACUGAGGUCAAUCUCAACAACAUCGAAAACAUUCCCAAAGAGAUGCUCCUGGACUAUGUCAACGCCUUGAAGAAGAACAAACACGUGAAAACGUUCAGCAUCGCAAACACGGGUGUGGAUGAAAACAUUGCGUUCAACUUGGCCAACAUGUUACGCGAGAAUCGCAGCAUCACAACGCUCAACAUCGAGUCCAACUUCAUCACGGGAAAGGGAAUCGUGGCCAUCAUUCGAUGCCUCCAGUUCAACGAGACCCUCGCCGAGCUGCGAUUUCACAAUCAAAGACACAUGCUGGGUCAUCAUGCCGAAAUGGAGAUCUCGCGCCUGCUCAAGGCCAACAACACCCUCCUGAAGUUGGGCUACCAUUUUGAACAGCCAGGGCCGAGGAUGGUGGUGACUAAUCUCUUAACCAGGAAUCUGGACCGCCAGAGGCAACUGAGAAAAGAAGAGCAGAAGCAACAGCAGCUGAAGGAGCAGAGGGAGGUCAUGCAGAUGUACGAGAGCAGUCUCAACCUGCCUCCGGGUUUACUCGAGAUGCUGGGGUACAUACCGCCCCUGGAACUCCUACAGAAACAUGGGCUUGUUGCGCCCCCAAAAGAACUGAAUCGUGUGCCCCCAAAAGAGCUGAAUCGUGUGCCCCCAAAAGAAGAUGGGGGAGAAAGAGAAGAAGAACCCGGGCCCCCAAAGCAGCUCAAGCACAAGAGAAUUCCCAGACAACCAAGUGCCGAGCCCCAAAACCCACUGAGGGACGUCCGGCUGAAGAAAACUCCGAAGAAACGCGACCACUUUCAGGAGCUGGACCGCAGGGAAGCCAGUCGACAAGAGCGAGCAGGUUUCCAACUGAGGAAGGCUCCCAAAGUGAAAGAGUCGGUCACACAAGCGGCGGCGGAUGAAAAAGCAAACCUGAAGGAUGUCAUUAAGACUUUGAAACCGGUCCCUCGCAGGCGAGUGCCACCGAAGGUUGAUCCCACACCCCGUGAUGAGCUCCUCAAUGAGAUCAAGAAGAGUAGCGUGGCCUAUCUUAAAUCUGUGCCACUCCCUAAAGCCCUGGAAUCAAGUGAAACAAGUCUCACCUAAGGCAGUGACUUUUCUUGAUAUGUGUUUGACACCUACUGGAUUUGGGAAAAUGAAGUGUCCACUGAGAAAGAACCACGUGUUCACACACAUAGCGGCUGGCUGUUGUUCACCCAUGUUUCACAAAAGCCAAUAAUGUGUGGUAUGUACAGUUGAAAGCAAUCAUUGGGAAAAAAUGAUGGAAUCAUUUGCUGAUGAUCAAAUGACCAUUCAAGGCUAAUCGCCGAUGUUCCAUAAAACAACUUUUAUUCAAAAUGCCACCCUUCUGGCUUUAAGAAACACUUUAAAAAAUGGUUGCAGUCAGUCACAAUAAUGUUUGGAGCAAGAAGAGGGAAAAGUACAGAAUGGCUCAAAAACAAAUACCUGCAUCAGGUUGAAUCUGCUAUUUAGUCAGCAGUUGAAAACGUGGCGCCGACAUGAGAGAUGUCAGUUGGAACAAAGGAAAUAAUUAUAACAUUUCUCCAAGUAGGUAUUUGUCAAAGCAUCACGACAGAAAACUCACAGCAAAUGCACACCAAUGGUCAAUGACAAGGCUAGAAACAAAACAGAGUAUUGCUGCUGUAGUGUUGUACGUUUUUUUUCUUUUAUUCUCAAUGAUUCAUUAAUUUUGUCCUCAGAAUUGAACGGUUGCAUUUUUUAUUCUACUUGCUCUAAAAAUAUAUGACUGAGUACAACAAUUUUUUUUUAAUUGCUUAAAGGCGGAAGGAUUACAUUUUGAAUAAAACGAUUUUGUGGAACCUGUGAAACUUGUGAUUUUACUUUUUCUGAUCAUCCUCUGGGAGCAGUGAUUCCAUUUUUUUUAAUUUUAUUUUUUUGCCAGGGGUUGUAUAGAAAACACAUGGAUUCUUUUCUUUCUCACUGUCUGACAUUAAACCAGACUAAACUUUUCCUGUUCUGUAUCGUAGUCAAUUAGGAUUACCGAAAUGAUUUCUAUUUGCUAAAAGCCUGAAAAAUGAGAUUAAAAAAAAAAAAAUUCUUUCAUUACUGUCUUCGAAGUCAAAAAUUUACAUACAGUAAAUGAUUCCUGCACCUUUGAACAAUUUGGGACAACACACAUUAUGAUGUCACGUCAUUGAAAGCUUCCGGUGAGAGGCAGCAUCGUGUGAUGGGGGUGUUUGGCAGCAGGAGGGACUGGUGCGCUUCACAAAAAAAAAAGACAUGAGGAAGGAACACUAUGUGGAAAUUCUGAAGCAACAUUUCAACACAUGAGCCAAGAGGUUAAGGAUUGGGCGCAAAUGGGUCUUCCACAAGGACGAUGACCCAGAGCAAACUGGUCCCAAAAUGGCUUCCAGAUAUGCUUUGGUAUGGCCAUAACAAACCCUUGAUCUCAGUCCUAUUGACAAUUUAGGGGCAGACCUGAAAAGGCAUAUG